CAAUAACAAGACUGGCGCAGCUCUUCGGCACUCACAGUCCCGUGCUGUCGUUUCGAAUGCGGGGUGCACGACGUCUCGAUCAUCGGCACCGAGUCAAACCUCCCUUGUUGCUUGGAAAUGCUUGGCGGUGUCACUACUGCAUCCUCGGUGGACGGUGAUAUCUAAAAGCUGACUGGCCGGCAGCUUCAACAGCUCGCCCUUUUCAUAUGACUUCAAGCUACCUGUACAGUAGAGCUAACGGAGAGGUAAACGACAAGCCACUUUCUGACCUUAUGAGGAGUUUGCGUUCCUUCCCUAUUCAGCGAUAACUGCUAGGUCUAAAGCAUGCAGCUUCAAGCAUUGAGCGCGAAGCUAUGGGCUACUUUCGCUACGAACUGGUCCCUGGGCUUCACCGCAUUCGGUGGGCCAAAUGUCCACUUUCAGAUUUUCCGUAAGAAGUUCGUGGAUGAUAUAGGGUGGAUCGAUAUGCAAGUGUACCAGGAACUGUUCGGCAUAUGUCAAGCCACCCCCGGUCCUGCUUCCACGAAGAUGCUUUUCUGCAUCAAUGCUAUCCACUUCAAUAUCCUUGCCGGUCUCUUCGCGUUCCUGAUUUGGUCUCUGCCCGGCGCUCUGGGUAUGUACGGCCUCUCGCUGGGGAUUGCCAGAGUCGGGGACGUCCUGCCGGAACCGGUGUACGCGCUCUUGACAGGUCUAAACGCAGCAACUGUUGGCAUCAUCGCGUUGGCCGCUGUGCAGCUGGCGGAGAAGGCUAUCACUGACCGCUUGACGAGGCUGAUUGUCGUCUUCGGCGGGUGCGCUGGGAUCUUGUAUACGGCGUUGUGGUACUUCCCAGUAUUGCUGUUUCCGGCAGGUUUGGCGACGCUGGUAUGGGACUACCGGUGGCCGCAAAGUCUCGGUACUGCUGUCGUUCGACUGGUUCGUCCACGCCAAGUCGAUGAACGGGACCAAAGCCGUGAUAUCGAACUCCAGCACGCCGGAAGUCCAGAUGUGCCGGUUGAUCCCUCGGGAGGCAAGGCGCGAUCGCGUGCAUCUGCCCGUGAAGCCUCACAGCCAACGAUGUCUAACGAAGCCUCUACGAGCAAUGUAGCAACAGCUGUAACGGACGAGCCACGCACAGUCCCAGUAGAAGUGCAGAUGAACGUAUUUUCCUGGCAGGUCGGUGCCUUGCUCAUCGCCUUCUCGCUCGCUCUCUUGGCUACCGUGCUAGUCCUGCGCGGCGUGCUUGAUCACCCUCCUCGUGGAAUCUCCAUCUUCGCCAACCUGUAUCUGGCCGGCACCAUCAUCUUCGGCGGCGGACCCGUCGUCAUUCCUCUCCUGCGUGAGUACGUCGUCGCGCAGGGCUGGGUAUCCCCUCGAGACUUUCUGCUGGGGCUGGCCAUCAUCCAAGCAUUUCCCGGACCAAAUUUCAACUUCGCGGUGUAUCUUGGCUCGCUAUCCGCACUACAUACGCCCUUACCAACCGCAGUCGGAGCAUUGGUGGCUUACCUCGGCAUCUUCGCUCCGGGUCUGUUGAUCUCGGCUGGCUUGAUGGGUAUCUGGACGAGACUGCGCUCGCAGAGAUGGCUGAAAUCUUUCCUGCGUGGCGUCAAUGCGCUGGCUGUUGGACUGGUCUUCACAGCGGUGUACAAGUUGUGGCAGAUUGGGUACAUAGAUGCGGAGCACAGUGUAGGCCAACCACUUGGUACCGAUGCAUGGUGGGUGGUGGUGACUGCGACUAGCUUUACAGGGAGCCGGUGGUUUGGUCUCAAUGUUGCCGCUGCGAUCUUGCUUGGUGGCGUUAUGGGCUUGGUAUGGUACGGCGUGAGGCAGGCAUGAGUAAAAGCCUACAGUGUCGCACUGCGCGACCUCAUUGAAUAUGCCAAGAGCUUAUGCCGGUACUGUGUCGUGCUGUCAGCAAACGCGAUGCAUCAAGACCAGAGUCUGUUGUCGAUUGUGGGAUGUUAGUACUUACAUUGUGGGAACGGUGUCAGAAUUGGUGUAAAGGGCUUGGGCCUCGAUACAAUAUUGUUAUACGGGCAAGCCCGUUGGGUUUCAGAAUAACUACCAACACCUUGGUCUUGAUACGGAGAUCGGUCUGGCGGCAAGCCCAUAGACUGUGUAGUGAGUAAGAAGACGAGACGCAAGGGCCAACGUCAAAACAGGAUGUGCGCCUGAGCAGGAGCUCUCCUGUUGAAGAUCUUCUUAAAGUGUAUAAUGAAUUCGAAGCCACUUGGCAAUGAGAGACCGUGGCGAAGUUACUCGACCGCUAUA
Molecule: messenger RNA, 2250 nt
Organism: Baudoinia panamericana UAMH 10762
Lineage: Eukaryota; Fungi; Ascomycota; Dothideomycetes; Mycosphaerellales; Teratosphaeriaceae
Exons: 3
Coding region: 325-1815 (496 amino acids)
Biological process (GO): chromate transport
Molecular function (GO): chromate transmembrane transporter activity
Source: RefSeq, a predicted model, not a curated record